AUGUAUGAGCGCAUGAUCAACCUGAAGCUGCGCAUCCUGGUGCCCCGCGACCAGCGCGCCCCCGUGGUGAGCGCCGCGGCCCUGGCCCCGGCCCUGGCGCAGCACCUGGCCGCGCCCCUGACCUCCAUCACGGCGUCGCGGCCGGCCUUCACGUCCCAGGUGUCCGUCCCCGCCGCGCCCUCCAUGCUGGAGUCCGUGGCCGCGCUGCCCCCGCUCUCCAUGCAGCCCGUGUCCGUCGUGUCAUCCAUGUCCGCCGUGGCGUCGGGGUCCUCGGUGACGGUGCCGCGCGGCAACGGGCAGCAGUCCUACCGCAAGCUGGUGCCCGGCUACAUACCGCAGGACGUCCUGGAGCACGCCAAGAAGGUCCUCACCAACAAUGCCAACGGCCGCGUCAAGCUGCAGAAGGAGGUGGACAAGUUGCACUUCCGCCAGAACUGGAAGCACAGCAACUACCCCAAGAAGCCGGUGCCGGGCGUGGGCGAGGAUCUGUGGGGUGCGCUCAAGGACGACCUCGCCGACCUGGUCAAGAACACGGACGCCGACAUGAAGGACGUCGACGAGGACAGCGACGCGCUGCACCACAACCACCGCGACCCGGACUGGGAGGACGAGCCGCUGGACCCCAUCGACGACGUGCACGCCGGCCAGCAGCGCGACGAGUUCGACGCGCCCCACGACGGCGAGGAGGACGACACGUCCGGACAGCCGUACUUCGUCGACUUCUGGGGGAACCGCGUGCCGCAGUACGAGAACGGCUUCAGCGACGCGUCGGACACGGUGGAGGACUCGAGGAAGGAGUACAACAACCACCCCCAGGGCUGGAACCCCGACUACCCCAAGGGGCUGUGGAGCCAGAGCGACGAGCACCUGCAGGUGUUCUCGGGGGCCGCGGGCCAGCAGGGGCCACAGGCGCAGCAGGCGCAGUCGGCACCCAACCAGGUGCGCCCCGUGUACGACAACGGCCUCGGCGAGGGCAUUGAGGCCAACUACAACAAGUACGUCCUGGACAACGGCACGUGGGUGGGCCCCGACCCGGACCCCGUCCCGGACGACGACCUGCGCAACCUCAUGCAGGACGCCGUCUCGCACGAGGCCGCGCUGCAGAACCCCAGCGAGGUGUACCCGAGCUACGAGGAGGUCGUGCGGUACCUCAACAGCAGGUACAGAUAUCCUGUUCAGUACCCGCGGCCACCUCCGCGACCGCGCCCCCGCCCCCGACCUCGGCCCCGACCAAGACCUCCACCGCCGCCACCGCCACCCCCACCUCGCUCCCCGCGACCAUACCCCUCCCACAUGUACCCGUACCACAUGCCCCACUACCCCUACCCCCUGCCGCUGCCGCUACCGCCGCCGCCACAGCCGCUGCCACGGCGACCUCGCCCGCAGCCGCCACCUCCGCCCAACCCCAACCUCGUGGACGUGAACCAGCUCGUCGAGGCCCUCAUCCUGCACAAGGAGAAGGAGCGCGCGCGCAAGCAGGAGGCCGAGAGCAAGGAGGCCGUCGAGGAGUACGAGGACGCCGGCGGCGACGACGAGGCCCGCGACGUGGAGCGGCCGGUGCGCACGUCCAACGCGCACGCCUCCCCGCCGAGCAGCACCACGCCGAGGAGCGUGUGCAAGGGCCUCAAGGACGUGGGCCUGGACCCCGACGGCCAGGGCAUGUCCCACGUCCAGGGCGUGGUCUGCUCCAGCAGCUUCGACAACUCGGAGGAGGAGGGCCUAGCGGAGGCUGUCCAAGAGGGCGACCGCGAGUAGUAUUUCACAGAGACAGA
Molecule: messenger RNA, 1772 nt
Organism: Frankliniella occidentalis (western flower thrips)
Lineage: Eukaryota; Metazoa; Arthropoda; Insecta; Thysanoptera; Thripidae
Product: histone acetyltransferase KAT6A-like
Exons: 6
Coding region: 1-1755 (584 amino acids)
Source: RefSeq, a predicted model, not a curated record